Messenger RNA from Letharia columbiana, 1077 nucleotides. RefSeq lists its product as uncharacterized. The transcript has a single exon. Gene Ontology annotation, biological process: steroid biosynthetic process. The record is from RefSeq and is a predicted model, not a curated record. Bases 1 to 1077 code for a protein of 358 amino acids. Gene Ontology annotation, molecular function: 3-beta-hydroxy-Delta5-steroid dehydrogenase (NAD+) activity. Lineage: Eukaryota; Fungi; Ascomycota; Lecanoromycetes; Lecanorales; Parmeliaceae.
AUGUCUGCAAAAACGGUACUUGUCGUUGGAGGAUGUGGAUUCGUGGGAUACCACAUCGUCAAUGCCUUCAUCCAAGACUCCGCCUGGUCUUCUAUCCACGUCAUGAGCCGCAAUCCAUCCCGCAACCAAGUCGAAGGCGCUCACUACCAUAGCGGAAGCCUCACUUCGUUCGAACAAGUACGAUCUUUGCUCGCCGACAUUCAACCCAGCCUCAUCAUUCACACUGCCUCUCCAAUUGGCUCUGGAAGCGCUAGCGACAGCGACUUUUACGAUAUCAAUGUGAAAGGAACGAAAAAUCUGCUCAAGGCCGCCAUCGCAAGCGACCAUGUCAGAAGUUUCAUUUACACUUCCAGCGUUGAGGUCAUGGAAGGUUCGUCCCACAUCUUCUUAACAGAAGAUGGUCAAAUGUACACGAUUACCUCUCGAGCCGAGUAUUAUGCAAAAACAAAGGCUAUCGCCGACCAAGCUGUACUGGAUGCAAAUGGCAUGGGAGGUUUGCGUACACUGUGCAUUCGACUUGCAGUGGUGUACGGCGAACGCGACAGCCAGCUUAUUCCGGGUACUCUUCAUGCCCUCCAAGAGGGUCGCCAUCGGUAUCAGAUCGGAGAUAACCAAAGUUUGUUCGACUAUGUGUCAGCGACAAAUGUUGCGCAAUCUCACCUACUCGCUGCGAAAGCUCUUCUUCGGCAACCAGAAGAUGGGAGCGGGAAGGUCGAUGGCGAAGCUUUCUUCAUCACAGACGGCAAUCCCGUUCCUUUUUGGACUUUCCUGCGUCAGAUAUGGUCUGCUGCGGGUGAUAGGACGGCUCCGGAGGAAGUAACCGUCGUUCCAGCUUGGUUCAUGUUGAGUUUGGCGAGUGCGGUCGAAUGGCUCUUUUGGGCUUUUACCCUGGGACUAAAGAGGCCCAAAGUUUUGAGGCGGCAGAUCAUGACAUACGCUUGUAGGCCGCGGACGUAUUCGAUCGAGAAAGCGAGAGAGAGAUUGGGGUACAAGCCUCUAGACGAUCGAGAUGAGCAGAUUCGGACAGGCGUGGACUGGGCUUCUCGUAUGCAUAAAGAGGAGAAAGAGGCAGCAUAG